AUGAUUUUUGGUCAAAUAACAUUGUUUUCUUUCAUGUAUCUUUAUAAACAUGCGUAUGAUUCACAUGCAUAUUGUCAAAGUUUUAUUUUAUCCACAUUAAAGACAGAAAAAAAACGAAUUAUAUGUAAAGAUGAUUCGUUUUAUAUUCUUGUUGGAAUGAUAUUCUUUAUUUCUCUUUUGUUAAUAUUCCAUUCAUUAUGUUAUAUCAUUAAAGAUCCAAAAGGAAUUACAAUGGGAGAAUUAAAUUUUGGUACUUCCAUACAAGAACAAAGUACAGAUAAAUAUGCACGAGAUGUUCGUACUGCAGAAAAGCCAAAAACCACCAAAGAAAAAUGUGACUAA
Molecule: messenger RNA, 342 nt
Organism: Entamoeba dispar SAW760
Lineage: Eukaryota; Evosea; Mastigamoebida; Endamoebidae
Exons: 1
Coding region: 1-342 (113 amino acids)
Source: RefSeq, a predicted model, not a curated record